Molecule: messenger RNA, 1170 nt
Organism: Hyaloperonospora brassicae
Lineage: Eukaryota; Oomycota; Peronosporomycetes; Peronosporales; Peronosporaceae
Source: the annotation of a GenBank genome assembly
AUGGGUCACCGAAAGUUUGAGGCUCCGCGCCACGGCCACUUGGGGUUCCUCCCGAAGAAGCGUACGAAACACCACCGCGGCCGCGUUCGCAAGUUCCCGCGCGAUGACGCGUCCAAGGCGCCGCACCUGACGGCGUUCAUGGGCUUUAAGGCCGGCAUGACGCACAUUGUGCGCGAGGUGGACCGUCCUGGCUCCAAGGUGCACAAGAAGGAGAUUGUCGAGCCCGUGUCGAUCGUGGAGACGCCUCCGAUGGUCGUGAUUGGCGUCGUCGGCUACCUCGAGACCCCGCGCGGCCUUCGCACGCUCACGACGGUGUUUGCCGAGCACCUGAGCGAAGAAGUGAAGCGUCGGUUCUACAAGAACUGGUACAAGUCGAAGCGCAAAGCGUUUACCAAGUACGCAAAGAAGUACCAGACGGCCCCUGCUGACAUUGAGAACGAGCUCAACCGUAUCAAGAAGUACUGCCAGGUCGUGCGUGUGCUCGCCCACACUCAGGUCCGCAAGGUGAAGCUUCGCCAGAAGAAGGCCCACCUGCUUGAGGUGCAGGUGAACGGUGGCUCGGUGGCCGACAAGGUGGACUUUGCCAAGUCGCUCUUCGAGAAGCAGGUGCCAGUGACGGCCGUGUUUGCCAAGGACGAAAUGAUUGACGUCAUUGGUGUUACCAAGGGUCACGGUGUGGAGGGUGUGAUUACCCGUUGGGGCGUCACCCGUCUACCACGUAAAACGCACCGUGGUCUGCGCAAGGUCGCCUGUAUCGGAGCUUGGCACCCGUCGCGCGUGCGCUUCACGGUGCCGCGUGCCGGUCAGCACGGUUACCACCACCGUACGGAGAUCAACAAGAAGAUCUACCGCAUCGGCGCUGCUGGGGACAAGAAGUCGUGCAUGACUGAGCAAGAUCUGACGGAGAAGGACAUCACCCCGCUGGGUGGAUUUCCGCACUACGGUAUCAUUAACGAGGACUGGCUCAUGAUCAAGGGCCAGAUUGUCGGUACGAAGAAGCGCGCGUUGACUCUGCGCAAGUCGCUGCUGGUGCACACCAAGCGCUCGGCUCUUGAGGAGAUCAGCCUCAAGUUCAUCGAUACGUCGUCAAAGUUCGGCCACGGUCGUUUCCAGACUGCGGAGGAGAAGGCCAAGUGGAUGGGUCCGCUCGCUCGUCAGAACCGCGCUUAA